Nannizzia gypsea CBS 118893 is the source of this 1632-nucleotide messenger RNA. RefSeq names its product T-complex protein 1 subunit beta. The record is from RefSeq and is a predicted model, not a curated record. Gene Ontology annotation, cellular component: cytosol; chaperonin-containing T-complex. Bases 1 to 1632 code for a protein of 543 amino acids. Gene Ontology annotation, biological process: protein folding. NCBI's taxonomy places the organism in Eukaryota, Fungi, Ascomycota, Eurotiomycetes, Onygenales, Arthrodermataceae. The transcript has 4 exons. Gene Ontology annotation, molecular function: ATP binding; ATP hydrolysis activity; ATP-dependent protein folding chaperone.
AUGGUAUUUGAAUCCCCAGCUACCCCCAAUACCGCCGCGAAUUCUUUCAACAACCCAACACAGAUCUUUGGGGAGGAUGUCACUGAGGAAAAGGGCGAAAAUGCGCGAUUGUCAGCUUUCGUUGGUGCCAUUGCCGUUGGAGAUCUGGUUAAGAGCACGUUAGGUCCAAAGGGCAUGGACAAGAUCCUGCAAUCUGCUUCAACAGGCGAGAUUAUGGUGACAAAUGACGGAGCUACCAUUCUCAAGGCUAUUGCACUUGAUAACGCGGCUGCCAAAGUUUUAGUCAAUAUAUCCAAAGUCCAGGACGACGUGGUGGGGGAUGGAACAACAUCAGUCACAGUGCUAGCUGCAGAGCUGCUACGCGAAGCGGAGAAACUUGUCGAGAAGAAAAUUCAUCCUCAGGUUAUUAUUGAUGGAUACCGGAUAGCGAGUCGCGCUGCCCUAGAAGCCUUGGAGGCGAGUGCGGUCGACAAUAGUGCCGACCCUGUUGCGUUCCGAAAAGAUCUCCACGCUAUUGCACGAACGACUCUAAGCUCCAAAGUUUUAAGCCAAGAUCGAGACCAGUUUGCCAAUCUUGCCUGCGAUGCGGUGCUGAGAUUAAAGGGGUCCACCGACCUCAGCCAUAUACAGAUCAUUAAAAAGGCUGGCGGAAAGCUCUCCGACUCGUACCUUGACGAAGGAUUCAUUUUGGAUAAAAGCAUUGGAGUCAAUCAGCCCAAGAGACUUGAGAAAGCAAAGAUACUGGUUGCAAAUACCGGCAUGGACACUGACAAAGUCAAGAUCUUUGGUGCUAGGGUCAAGGUCGACUCGACGGGAAAAUUAGCUGAGCUUGAAAAAGCGGAGAAGGAAAAGAUGCGGGCAAAAGUUGAGAGAAUCAAGGCUCACGGAAUUAACUGCUUUGUCAACCGUCAGCUCAUUUACAACUGGCCUGAGCAACUCUUCACGGACGCUGGCAUUGUUUCUAUUGAGCAUGCCGACUUUGACGGUAUCGAGCGGCUCGCUCUGGUCACCGGAGGUGAAAUUGCCUCUACCUUCGAUCACCCCGACCAAGUUAAACUCGGUCACUGUGAUUUGAUCGAGGAGGUGAUUAUUGGAGAAGAUACACUUAUUAAAUUCUCUGGGGUUGCUGCUGGUCAGGCCUGCACCAUCGUUCUCCGUGGAGCUACUGGGCAACUAUUAGACGAAGCUGACCGGUCUCUACACGACGCCCUUGCCGUUCUAUCUCAGACUGUAAAGGAGCCUAAGGUUACCCUUGGUGGCGGAUGUGCUGAAAUGGUUAUGGCCAAGGCAGUUGAACAUGCCGCACAAAACACUACCGGAAAAAAGCAGCUGGCAGUGGACGCAUUUGCGCAAGCUUUGAAACAGCUACCCAUUAUUCUUGCUGACAACGCUGGUCUUGACUCAAGUGAUCUUGUCACAAGACUUCGACAAGCCAUCAACAAGGGUCUGACCAGCUCCGGUCUAGAUCUACUUACCCCUGGCGGAGGUAUCGCUAACAUGCGCGAAUUGGGUGUUGUGGAAAGCUACAAGCUCAAGCAUGCCGUUGUCUCAUCAGCUUCCGAAGCUGCUGAGCUACUUCUACGGGUUGACAACAUCAUCCGCAGUGCUCCUCGCAGGAGAGACCGCCAUUAA